AGACCUUUGUGGUAGAGCCAUUGAGGUGUCUUUGUUUGAUCUUGAAAAAAAACCCUUCAACAUAUUUCUGACAUGAUUAUCUAAACCUUGAAAAGUUCUUUUUCUACCAUAGCCAUAGCAAAAUCAAAUUGCUUCUUCGUCGAUAUAUUUACAAAGCAAAAGAGGUCAGAAUGAAAAGAUCUAUUCUUUGUUUGCUGGUUGUGCUCUGUUGGUCAAGCUUUGCACUAAGUGCUCUCGUGGAGGACCCUGAUUUCAUAGAUGAAAAAGGAAAAGCGCUGAAAAACUUUAAAGGUAAGUGUAUCUGUGCUUUAUCUCUCCCCCAGAACUAUUUACGCCUUGUCAUUUUAAUAAGGACGAAACAUAAUUACUCUGUCAUUAGUAGAGAAUACAAACUUCCGCUCGUGGAGUCAUUUCACCUGCGGGUCAAUGAGUAACCACAGGGCACUAUCCUCCUUUAAACUGAAGCGCGUUGUUUCUUGUUUUGAUUGUCAAAUUAGGAAAAAAAUUUUAGCAAAGGUAAGAAGUCAGUAAAUAAUUGCACUACAUAGAACAAUGUCAAAUAAACAAAGUAAGUAAGUAAGUAGUUUUAUUGACGUAAACGUCGCCAAUAAUCACAGCCCAGCAGAUGAUUAUGAUUCACCGAUUGUUCCUAAUCAGUCGUCUUCCAUUUUAAUUAAAGUCAUGAGGUGGACAUAUUUAGAACUUUAGCGGUAUGAAAUAUUCGCCAACCAAAAUGGGGUGGUCGUUGUAUUAAAGGUGUGAGUUGAUUAGCGAUCAUUAUCAACAUAAUGAAAAUAAAUCCUUGAAUGGUUUCAUCUGGACCGUAUCAAGGUUAAGCACAUCUGACACAGAAAAUAUCUCCGAAGCCUUAGCCACCAUUGCCUUUGUACCGAUGAUCCAAAGUUCUUCUCGAAUCCCCUAUGUUUCACAAAGGUAAAAGUUGGCUUCUGAAGCCUCAAAUUCCAGUAGUAAUGGCAUGAUUUAAUAUAUAUACAUUUAUGGAAGUUUUUGCCUCCCGACACCAAACGGUGACUACAACCCAUUUUGGUUUGGAAGGUGCGCUCAAUGAAUAGUGAAUGCGCUUGAAUACAGAGCGAGAGAUCGGGGUUCGAACCCUCUCUGGUUCAUCGCGUUGUGUUCCUAGGCAGACACUCUACUCUUGCACUAUCAGAAGGCUUUGUAGAACUUCGCGAUUUGAUAGGGGCGUCCUACAAUAUAUUAGCGAGCCAUUUAGGAGGAUAAACAAUGUUUCUAAUCAAUUAUGCUUAGAAACCAGGAUACGCUCCGAUGGUACUUAGAAGCCAGGUUCGUAAGAUUUAACGUGCGUAUUGUCUAAUUUAAAAAUUGAGGGGAAAACGCAUCCUAUAUCUCCUUCUAAGCACUGGUCGUAUCUUCUAGCUUCAGAUUAUUCCAGCUGAGUUUGUUUCGUCUUGUUUUUGACACCAGAAUCUUGAACCUGAUUAUGGCCCCAUAAGGAGUGCCCUAUUAGCUAACGAGAGAUCUUAAAUUGAGACAUUUGCAAGACCAAACUUGAUUUUACUUUAUGCUUGUUUUCCUGCUGGUAAAUGAAAGACGCCUCAUUUUAUUUCGCGCAGUGGUUCCAGGCUCAAGAAGAGACAAAGUAGACUACCACAACGUAGAACAAGAGGCAGGAAGAGCUGUUCUUAAAUUGCUUGACGCCAAAAUAGGUAAGUUUUUGUUGAUCCAACGACUAAUUCGGCUUACUCGCAAAUAUCUUUUCUAUAUUUGACAAAUAUUCACCGAAGUGGAGGCAGUUAGUGAUGGAUAUUUACCGCGCUAGCCACUGAUAAUGAAGUAAAUUGUUGUUUUAGUAUAUUCUAAAACAGUGAAAUGAUACAGCAAAAAGUACGAUUGAAUCUUAUUUGUUCAUGAAAUGAUUUUACUACUUUCGAGCCCAAAUCCCGCGCGCGUUUCUCGAAGGUGAAUAGCAAGAGAAUUGGGAGUUUGAGUAGCCAAUCAGAGCAUGCAUUGAACGCCCUCCAUAUAUACUAAAUAUGGAUAUUCCUUUCUUGGAAGCUAAUCUAAGACAACCAUUAGUUUUCAGCUUUGCAACGUUUAUGUCUCGUCAUUUCUAGGAAAGAAGGUUAAUGACGCUGCAAAAGAGGUCACAGAUUUCCUAAACGACGCAGUUGGUGAGAAUUAUACUAAUUUUUCUUUUGUAAAAGCAGGCGCCCAACACUUUCUUACGGCUGUAGCACAACUGUAACACAACGAGUUAACCUUUUAACCUCUAAGCGUGACUGGCAUGUAAUCUUCCCUCACAAUAUUCAAGCAUAAGCUUAAGGGAAUAAUGGAAACGAUCUCUAACUAAAGGAGUUCUUUCUUGUCAAACACUAAAAUUAUCCUCGAUAGCACCUUAGGAAAUUUAUAGUGAUUAGUAUGGAGAACAUGUUGGGAUGUAAAGGGCUUUGCGUUUUAAGAACGUUAAUAGGCGCGUACUCAAUGACUAAAACAAUUACUUCCGUUUUCCGUGUUUGUUAGCCUCAUUCACACAUGUUCACGCAGUAAAAUCUUUGUAUUCAUCGUGAUAAGGUGCUACCACGCACAGUAGCAUCAUUAAUGUUAUGCGUGUGGCUAAAGCCAUUUCUCACGAGAAUUGAAAUUUUAUAACAUAUAAGUCGAGCCUGACUUUGAAUUUCAUUUAAAUUAGGCACAACUCCGUCAUCAGUUAUUUAAAAGUAGGAUGGAUCAAAACAGCCUCGUAUUAAGCGUCGCUACCACUAUGUAUAUCAGACUUCAGUAACCCACUUUAGAAACAUUUUUUAACUGACUCACUGAACAACCAAGGUAUUAGAUUCAGAGACUUUAAAUUGUUAGUAAGCUCAAUUGAAUGAUAUAUCACGUCCUGAACUAACACUUCACCCAAAAUGGUGGUCAUGUCUACAGGUCAUCACGCCCAACAAAGGACAAAAGAUAUACAAUCCGACAAGCAAAAAGGUAAAAAAUUACCAGAUGCCUAAUAUCUUUUAAUGAAAAUGGAAAACAUGCCGUAAAGAUAUUUAAUUACAAACUUACUUCUCUCUCAGCCCCCCUGCCCCCGCCCAACUGUCGUUGAUUAUUUGUUUUCAUCGGCUCUCACUGAUUUCUUUGCCUCACAAGGUGAAGAUUGCUAGAAUGACUGGCAUUUUUUUAACACAAUCAUGGUUGGCGUUUUGCGAUUGAAAUUAUCAGUAUCGUAUCUUUCUACACCUUGCAAUUAAAGUUCAAAAUGAAAUAUUGUCCAUACUUGUUCUCAAUAUUUUUAUUUGUUUGUUUUUUUUGCAUCCUUAUAAACAGAAAUGUCCCUUCUUCACCUUGGGGCAAAGAAAGUUCUCGACAAUAAAGAUGAAGAAAACAAGCCUAAAAAGAAUAAAGAUGGUUCCUUUCUUGUGCAUUUUAAAGUCCCAUAUAUUGUGACACCUGUCGAUGAGAAGAAGAAAACAAAACCAAAGAAGUAUCAUCACAAACACGGGAAAAAGCCACAUUUGAAGAAAUACCAUCACCGCAUUUUGCAUCACGGACAUCAUCAUCACCACCAUCAUCACCCAGCUCAUGCAGCAGAUGCAAGCAAACUUACGCAGCAGACUCCACAAGCCCCAUACAAUCCGCAAGGUGAGAGAGCGACGUUGGCUGAAGUCGCUUAGCAAGUGUCUUAGCAGUCUUUGCAUUGCAACAAUCACUGCAUGCUUGAAUAUUAACCAAGUUUCCAUGGUUACAUGGAUGACUGUUUGCAUAGCUGCAAGUUGCAUUGCUGUAUGGUUGCAUGAUUGCAGUAAUUCAUGUUGGCAUAACGCGUUUCACUUUUUAACCCUUUGGUUAAAAGGCUUAAAUUAUAUUGUCGUUUCCUUACAGCACCUCAGGCGCCGCCCUCACAACCCAACUACAAUGCUAUUGAUUUAAGCUUUAACGGUUACAACUGGACUUACCAGUAUAGUAAUGACACCAGUUCGGACAUGAUACCCUGUCAGGGAAACUGCAUGGAUCCUUGCACAACACAGUGCUCCAUGAGGCAAGAUUGCUGCUGCUGUGAUCCCAAUAUGAUGGCUCAAACCCAGGCCCAAGCAGCUGCUCCGCCUGCUGCACCAGUGUACCCUCCAGUAAGUUAAUAAUGUUCCUUUUGACAACAACUGACUUACACUUUUUACUCUGAUCAAAAACAAACACGAAAAGAUCACACAAGCUCUCUGGUGGUCUUCCUUGUCAUGUUACAUUACCAUUCAUAAUCCUGGGUUCUGACUGACUAGUGCCGUCGUUAAGUGUUAGAUCACACGUGAUGUGUUAAAAAUCGUAAAAAAGGCAUCAAAAAAGAUAGGAGGAUAAACUUUUACACUGAAUUACCUUUUAGGUUCAGCCAAUGGCCCCUAUGGCUCCACCUCCUUUCCAGCCUCCUCCUAUGCCAGCAUUCCCUCAAUCGCAAUGUCCCUCGGCCUGCAAAAGAAACUGUUUUACGUACUGUCCGCGUGAUUGCUGUGGAGUAGCAGGGAAAAGGGACAAGGUUACAAAGAAAGGAGCAUCAGAAAGCGAAGAGGAAACCACCGACAAAGUAGAGAGCGACGAAGCAAGUGGUGAUGAGAGAGUAACUGAAGAAGAGACCGAACGACAGCAUAAGGUGGAGGAUGACAUCAAAAUACCAGAAGAGAAAAAUGAAGAGCAAGAAGACAGUGGAAAGUCUAAAGAACAAGCAGAUAAUGAAGAAACCUUAGAAGGAAGCUCGGAGAGCAAAGACGACAACGAAAAUGACGAUUAAGUUUCGAAAAGGGUUGUCCGACACAAAACGAUUUCAUUGGAUUGAACUUCCAAGUGGCUCGAGCUCGUAUACUAGAGUCGGCAAAUCUCCGGAAAGAAUGCAAAGGACAAUGUUUAAGACGGUUUAUACAUACUUAAUUUGUUCCGUAAACUUCAAAACCUCCCCUAAGUGUCGGCUGGGGUUACUCCCAUGCCGAAAUGAGACCUAACUUACUAAGCUCUAACUUUUACAAAGUGUUAAGCUUACAUCAAAGAUGAUGUCUGUUUCCAACACAUUUAUGAAAGCAUCUGGAGGGAUGAGAUAUUGUUGUAAAGUACCUCAGGGAGAGAGGUUGUGAUUUCAAAAUGAACCUCGACUUUUAACCGUUACUGCUCUUUGAAAAGCCUUGAAACUUUCAGUGCACUCAAUACCCCCAGGUCAAUACAUUGCUGAUUAUAUAGAUCUUCCUUCAGAGGAGACAUUUCCUAUAGUAAGGUGCACCUGUAAAAAUCUAUAAGGUAGGGUGUGUAUAUCAAUGAAGUAGCUAAAAUGAAAAAUAUUUAAUAGGUUCAAAUAGGGAAAUGUAAAAGAGAUUGUGUUUUGCCCCUUUGAUCAGUUUGUAAAAAGAUAUUUCUUUGACUUAAUUAAACAUCAAAACGAUAUUUUAUUUCUCUCAGUUAUUGCGGUUUUCUUGAAGAGUUUUCUGGGCAAUAUCGAAAACUUGGAAAUAAAACUUUCAGAGUAAUCACGAAGAAUGACGCCAUUAUGCUAUUGCAUAAAGAAUUUCGUAUGCCAAAACAAUGCGUCGUGAGUUUUAGGUGAAAAAUUACAAGUUUUUAACGAAUGUUAUUUUAAAUAAAAAAAGCUGCCCUUUAAAAGUCGACGAGAAGGCAAUAUGUGCAAAGCAGUGUUAUAUUCCGGUAAAAGGAAAUGCACAAAACCUUUCAAAACCUGCAAAAAAAAUCCCGGAUAAAGUUACCGGAAGCCACGAUAGCUUGUAAUUCUUAAAGUUCGCAGAGACCAACCAACCAUCGUUUUGCAAAAAAACAAAGAAAGAAAAGAAGAUGAUAUUCUGUUGGUCUAUUUUGUAAGUUAUUUACCAGUCUGACAUCAGGAAAUAACCAUGCUGCAUAGGUUUUGUUUUGAAGUUAUCAACCUGUAAACUGCACGCAUCAGCGCGCUCAUAAAGCGUCCUCUUCGCGAACCGUCUUUUGUUGAAGCCGGUGGAAACGUUUUUUGCGUUUUUCAUAUCUGCAAAGGAAAACUAAACUUAUAUGAAACGUAGUAAACAGUAGAUGAAUUUCUCACAUAAUUUUCCUCCCAAAAAAUGUCCCAGUGACAUGCGACUGGUGGCGUAUUUUUUUAUUUGUUUCGUUUUCGUACUCUAAACAAAAGAUGAAAGCUUUUUCGAGUUCAUCUUCUUUCCUACACACGCUUGACAAUUCAUGGUCCCUGUGAUUUGGAGCACGUGGUUCAUGUGUUAAAGUCUUUGACCCCAGUCUACACCACAAGCAAAGUUUUUUUAACUUGUUACCCAAAGCCGUUAGCCGUGCAACUUUGACUCUGUUUACUCGCUUGGUUAACUUAUCUCUUGAUUUAUUAAUACUACCCAAAGACGACGAUUCUCUGAACGCACAUCAGUCUCGAUAAGCUACCAAGUUUUUUCAAAGCGCGUCGAAGUCCAACGAGGGCCAAUUUUUUGGCCAUGAUUGUAUAGCUUUUGAAUAUUUUUUUUAAUCAUCUGUCAAAUAACGUUUCAUUUUUUUUCCGUGGAGGAUCAUCUAGUCUGAUAUUAUGAAGUCAAACAGUUGUUUUGCUGUUCCACUUCUUCUGUGUUAUUUUAUAUGGAUCUGUGUCAGCAAAGAGACAACACAAAGACCCGAGAAGCGAUUUGACAUCAGAGGUAAGCUUCAGCGGCUAUCCAGUACUAACUUGCCAAUAGCAUCACUCUAGUAACCUCAUAGCGAAACUCAAACGUCCCUCUUCGCCACAGUCAUCGUUGGAAAGUAAGUCAUAAAUAUUCAUGCAAAUACCAUCCAUUUUACCACAUAUAAUUACUCAGAUCUCUCGAAUUGCUCUUAAGAAUUACAAUUAUGUCUCAUACACUCUUGUAGACUUUGCCGAGAAAUCUACCAACGAGAGUGAGGAUAGUUUACACUGAGGAUCAAAAUUGGCGUUCACUCUUAACGACAAAACAUUUCAGUAAUUCAGCCGGUAUUGGCUGGUAUUUCCUUAGUCGUCAAAGUUUUUGAUUCCCAAAAUCUUGUUAUCCGGUAUUAGCGAGCUUACACUUAAUAAAUAUCUUGCUUUUUCUCGUCCUUUAAAUUACUUCCUUCAAUCACUAAAAUUAACUUUGGUUGCAAACAAGUGUUCUAUCAUGUCGCCAAUGUUUACCCCGAGGACGGACUUCAUAUUUCUUGGAUAAUAAAUCAUCGGAUUUAUAUGUCAUCCUGCGUUCUAUGUAGCUGUGAAGUGAAUGGAUUUCCUCUUCAAUUUAUUAGAAUUAUCACCACAAAACUUGUUCCCGACUAAAGAACUGAAAGUCUCUUCAGAUGGAAACUAUGGAAAUACUUCAUUGCUUUACUCGCAAAAAAUCAUCAUCAUCGCAGUGAAAUUUUCUUGCAUUCCUUGUUCUCUUGUGCAAACAAAAAUCUGAUCACUUUCAUUGUCCAUUCAACAACCUCAAUUCUAGAGGGAAUUUGGAGUGAAGUACACCGUGCCAUGUUUCCGACCAGGGUGCAUCUUUCCCACUCAAAGAAAACACCAGCAAGAAUCAUUCGCUGAAUCACUGAAUCACAGCUAGACUGUUAGCCAACAAUCACAAUUCUUGACUCUCGGGCAAUAACAUCAUACUUUUAUUAAUGAUAUCUUACAUACUUUAAAAUUUGAGCAGUUAGAUUAUCAUAAGUACAAAUCAACAAAUGAAUCAAUCUCUCUUCGUCCUGUGACUGACUGGUGACAAAUUUAUCCCCCCGAAAAAACGGCGGGUACUGCAACAAUUGGAUUUAAUCCUGCCUCUCAUACUGUUCAGGUACUUCCACUAAUUGAGCUACGAUGUCUAAUUUUAGGAGCAUAUACCAUCCUUAAUAUAAAGUCAUUCUGAAACAGAAUUUGCAGUCGUACAAAGAAAUGUCGCAAAAACCAUUUAGCAUUAGACGCAGGGCAAAUUACUCGGCUUAGAACCUAACUUUACUCAAAUUUAACUCAGGUUAAUCUCGUGGUAAGCUGCAAGUGUAUAUUAUAUUUAUAAUUUCUUGUCUAAAUCCUUUAGGAAAGGAAUGGGUAGCAGCACAAAAAAUUAUCAACAAGUUGGUUGAUGAAAGUAUUGGUAAGUUCUUAGCAAUUGUUGUUGUCAUGUGUGUUGUUCAGUGUUGUUCAGUGCUUCUUGGCUUAAGAACAAACAGACGUAACUACAGAUUUAGGUUUCAGUCUUACUAAGUUUGCUUUAAUAUCAGUUUAUUUAUUAUAAAGCUAACAGGGUUUCCGAGGCGGAGCAUGAUGUUGAGCGUUUACUGGAGUCCAAUAUUGGUGAGCGACUUCUUUAGCUUUCAACUUUUAAAUCGUUAGUUAUUUUUAUCGGUCUGUGUUAAUCACCACUUAAAGAGAAGUGUAAUAGUGGAACAUAGUCUAUAGAUUAAGCUAGGCCUAAAAGUAGUUUCUUUGUUGGUAUAUCAUACCUGGCUUACAGUAUUCGAAUUGACAUGGAAUAUCAUCAUCACUGCUGUUGUGGUUCAGUUAAAAACGAAUCAUAAAGAAAGGCUUACCUCCCAGGAAAAGAUGAUGCGUCUAUUUUCCAACUGAAAACUCUGUUAUCCAUAAGGACGUACCAUUCUCAGAACCGAGGACAGUGUUGAGCAAAAUAUCUUGACGAAAGCGCCAUUUCGUUUCUACGUCAUCGGAACACUGCGGGCACAUUAGUCAGUGAUUGACAAAUGUUUCGUGUAAAUUAUUCACAAGGGAGCCUCAAUUGAGGAGAACACUAGAAACACGCUGAGCAUGCCAAGUCCACGCUGAGCGUCCAAGUCCCAGACUUUCCAUAUCAAAUCAACAAUGAUAUGGGGCCGUGCCCAGCAAACCCUAUAUAAAUCAGACAGAAACAUACAUGUGACGACCCCAUCAACAAGUUCAUUAGAAAUUUGAGUUACAUCUUAUCCAGAUUGUAGUUAAGUUUUUCCCCUUGAAAACGGUUUUAGAGCAGAGAGUUCUUCUAUUUAGUCGACCAGGCUAGAUUCGAAAGGUUUUUUUGAGCUGGACUUGAUUGAUCGACAUAAAAGCGAAUAAUCUUUAAUACGUUUUCAUUUCAGCUGAUCACAUCAAGAAAACUGGUAAAACGCUCCUGCGAAAGUUACCAAAAGGUGAGUAAAACUGUACUUGAUUCAGCUUACAACGAUAGAAGGCACAUACACUGGUUCUUAAUGUCACUUUCAAGCUUUAUAUUUUUGCGAACUCUAUGCACUAGGGCGAUGUAAGUUAUCAUGAGCCAUGUAUACAAAUACGUAAUUAGCCUAUAACUCCCAUGAGUGACCAAGACAGAACUUCUCCUUACAAUAUCAACGCGCUAUCGAGCAGACGAAUGAUAAGAAUAAAGAAAAUAUAAAUUAUGGGAUACUUAGCUUAUCCAAUACCAAAUUCUCCAAACUUACAUCAUAGGAACUGUAUGGAAGACAGUAAGGAGAAUUACAUUGAGAUCUUGAGAGUGAAAGUGUUAAAGAGCUCAUUAAAUUGAGGCCUAAAUGGUAACAAAACAUAUAGUUCAUAGAGAACUGAGUAUCAAAGGUUUUCCUUCUCUUCAAUAUUUUUCAUUAUUACCGAGCAAAACAUUUUUAAAAAUGAUUUGAAAAAGUAAAACAAUUUAGCCCCAUGAGAGAUUUGAACUCUCGACCCCUGGUUUACGAGACCAGUGCUCUAACCACUGAGCUAACGAGGCCAUCCACGACAAUGAAAUAAAUAAAUUUGAUCGACUAUGGCUCGGGGGGGGUUUUUACCGACAAGUUUUACUUGAGUGUGAUUUUUUGGGGAGGAGGGGGUAGUGGAAUUGACCACUUAAUAGAUAUUCAAUGGGGGCUUACAGUGUUCAGCCGUGUUAAACGACUCGCCAAGUUGAUUGGAGAUGUACUUGAAUAUAAGAGUUCGCAACUGAAUUCUCCUCACAGAAUGUACAGAUAAAAUUGAGCACUGCUCCGCUCUCGCCAAGUCUGGAGUUUGCAAGACAUCACCAAAGGCCAUGCAUCAACAUUGUGCGAAAACCUGUAACUUAUGCGGUAAGUCAUAGGUUAUGAUAGGUGAUGAUUGUAAAACUAAAAACUAGAUAAUUGUUGAGUUAAAAAGCCUCGACUGAAGUGGUUACUGCUGACGUAAAUUCUCGGAAGGAGUUACAAUUUUAUCUUCUAUUUCAAAGUAAUGAGUGGAUAUAAGUCUAUUGAAAGAGUAAACUUUUACUGUGACAAUGCGUUAAAAAAAAAUUAGUCGCCGAAGAUUUCUUUUCAGCCAAAUAUUGAUGAGUUUUUCAUUCGUUGUCUCUUUGUAUGCCUUCAUUUACCGGGUUUAUACUACUUUCCGUCUUUCCGCACUGAGGGCGAGGAAUUCUUGACAACACUUUAUAGAGGGAAUCAUUUAUGUAGGCUUGAAAUCAUGGGCUAACCUAUGGCUCUCUCUGUUUUAAAGAGGACAAUUUCUUUGAUGCCACACCCCACAUCGCCAUCGCGCUCAAGAAAGAACCUGAAAAACUCUUAAAGAAACAGCCAGUUGCCCCGGUCCUAAAAAAGACUUAUCACAAAUCUUUAAAGGAUAAAGUAGUGCCAGAGAAACCAAAAACUGAACAGUCUACGAGGAAGCAUGAAUUAGCAGGAGAGGGAUUUAUUCCGGCUGAUACGAUCAAAAUCCUUCACUCUAUAGAGCCACUUCUGUCACAGCAAUCCAAAGGGGUUAUGAAAUUCCAUGAAAAUGACUUGAGCCCAGAAAACGAGAAGAUCCGCGAUGCACAGAAGCUGCUAGAGUAUGUAAAAGUUCUCAACCCACCGAAGAAGAUGGCCAUCCUUGAAGCAAAGGUAUCUUUAGCAAACGACAAGAAAAAGUCUACUACUAAGAAACCAAAAAAGAUUGUCACACACGAAGAUAAAGACAAAGAACAAGAGGACAGGGAACAAAAAGACGAGGUGAAAAAAGAAGAGAAGAAAAAACCCAACCACGCACCCAAAUCGAAAGUUGCAAAGAAGAAGCUUAAAGUUAAGGGAACACCGCUGACAAGUUUAUCAAAGACAGUGACUUACAAGAAUCACAAGUACAAGAUCACACCAGUCGUGGACUGGGAGCGAAUUUCUAAAAUGCUGGAAAGUCUUGGCUACAAGGCUGUUCAUAUUGUUGGCGUCAAGGACAAAAGCAUCCACAAAGAUCUUACGGAACAUCUUAAAAAGCACGGGGUUGACAAUAUUUUGUCACACAAGAUAAAAGGAAAGGCCGCUGCGGAAACGUUUGUGUCAGCUGUUCACCGAGAAAAAUCUUGGCAUAAUGGUAAGGUUUUUUAAUGAUAAAGGUUGUUUAUUCUUUAGUCCUGUUUUUGCUAUUUUGAUGGGGAGUCUGUCGAAAAAGGGGGAUUGGCAGGUACUCUCAAUACUUUUAGACCAACAAGUCACCUGGAGAUGAAGGAUGAAGGUUCAUACUUUAAACUUUGGAAGUAUUAAUGAAUUCAAUCUCAACUUAUAAUUGUCGGUUAAUUAUAACUGAUAUUAUUUCUGUUAAGGUAACGAUGAACUCAUAAAAUGUCCAUCUGUACAAAUUUGAUCCCUCACUACCUGAUGUCUGUCGCUUUGUUCUCGAAAUUGUAUCAUUUGCGAGAUCAUUCGGAAUUUGAAGUGCAAAUCAGUUAUCAUGGUGGCUUCUUCUGGUAUAAAACAUGAUCAAACACUAAGAGUGUUUAUUUUGCAGACGAAUAUUUUAAGACACACUGCCAUCCAAAGUGUCUCACGAGCUGCGUAUCCUCUUGCAUGCCGGGAUGUUGCCGCGAGCACGACAAGGUUUCAGUCAAGACAGGUCUCGCCAAACAUUGCCACGCAUCCUGUUUGACGAACUGCCUGCCAUCCUGCGGUAGCGGCUGCUGCUCGGCUGACGAGGAGCGAAAGAGGGGCCACCACUUCUUACAUUAUCAGAGGAUAAAAGAUUACCACAAGGCUAAGGAUGAAGCGGCUUCCAAGCAGCACGACCAGCCCAAAAAAGACACUAAAAAGCAGGAAGACAAAGUGAAUCCCAAAUGCCAUCCGCAGUGUAAAGAAACGUGUAUUUCGUCCUGUGGCAAAGGCUGCUGCACAGACGAAGGCGAGAGGUUGAGAGACGAGAAUGAGAGAAAGAUGAAAGAUCAACAGGAAAAAUAUAGGAAGGAGAAACAAAAGAAGCUUCUGGAAAUGUACAAACCUCAGCCCAGGCUCUGCCCGGCGCCGUGUCCUCAGGUAAAUGAGCUGAAAAUAUUUUUCCGCGGUAUCAAAAUUGAAAUUAAAAGAUUUCAAAAACCUUUAAUUGUUUCCUGAUAUAAAGGGAACAAAUAAGAUUAAGAAUCUCGAUUCCUGGUCUACAGAAUCAGUAGUCCAUCCAAUGAGCUUUCAUGGCGACACCGCUGUGACAAUCUUCUUAUGAAAUUUAAUAUGGAGGUAAAACUCUCAGAAAAAAUAUUCUGCCUGUUGAAAAGAAUAAGGAACCCCUAUCCAGCGAGGGACCAUCCAGAAAAAUGUAAUGGGUCAAUAACUGAAAUCUGUAAUGUUUUACACAAAGAUAUCAAGUUGUUUUGCAGUCGUUUUUUUUUUCUUUUUUUAUAUUUGUUGCUUUCCUUGUUUUCAUGUGCUGUUGCUGUAGAUAGUUACCAUUCUCCUCUCCUCUAAAUUUCGUGGCUGUUAACGUUACUACUCCUGCUGCUGGUGGUGCUCUUACAACUGUUUCUGCUUAGAAAGUAUUCACUUCAUCUUGCCUUUAUUUUUUUUUCACCUUCUCCCUCCUUCUUUUAGGUCUGCGCUCCGGCUUGUGCUGAUGACUGCUGCGCCUUUGGAAAAUAUGCCUCACCACCUGCGCCAGGAAUCCCUGCUAGUGACCAACCCCAUCCUGGUCUGACCCCAAACGUUCCAUAUCCCCACUCCAAAGUCAUUCCUCUAGAGGCCUAUGCCUGUAAAGAAACCUGCAAGUUCUCUUGCACUUACGACUGUCCCCGCGAUUGCUGUCAACCGGAAGAGCUAGCUCAGGAAGAAGCUCAUGAAGCUGCCGCUCUUGCACCUUCUGCUCUUUCAUCUCCCGCUAUAGAAUCUCCAACCACAAUAGGAGCGCCACAAGCUAUGGCUUAUCAAGACCUCGCUCCUGCGAUGGGGACAUGCCCGAGUCCCUGUCCUGGUGGUUGCUACCCCUCCUGCACUGUGGCUUGCUGUACGUCAGCUCUGGGCCUUCCCCAAGAAAAUCAGGCAGAGUUGAGCCCAGAGGCACGUUCCUCCACUAAAAGAGUACUGCAUAUUACUCACCUGGUGCGACCAAUCACGAGUUUAAAUGGAUGCGCAUUAUCCUGCGCCACACACUGUACACCAGCAUGCGCAAGAUCUGGCUGCUGUGAUUCGUCGAAAAGAAAGAAAAGAUCUGACUGAAUCGUUUCGUGACGAAAAGAAGAAAAAAACAUUGCAUUUAAAAUCCAUUCAUCUUAAACAAUGAUCGGGAUUAAAGAUGUAAAUGCUGUUCAGCGGAAAACCCUAAAAAGACGAAGAACUUUUAAAAGUACCGCACAUUAAUGCCAAAGAGAGUGUAGGAGAAACGAUAGUUGCUACACUCCAUAGAAACAAACUUAACAUAGAAGUUAUCAUACAUCCUUUUCCCCUUUUUUUCUAUUCUUAAAAGCCUGCUUCAAGGCUUUAGAAAUAAAUAUUGUGACUCACCAAUACAGAUUUAAAAACGUAAAAGUUUGUUGAGUACAAAUUUAAAGCUAUAGAUAUAAUAUAUAAAGAUCAACGAAUCGAGAAAUCUUUUCACAUUUUAGGUGUGUUCUAAAGAUAUUGAAAAGAAUUUUGCUCUAUAUGUCAAACGUAUUCUAUUCUUGUACAUUACCAUAAAUGGUUGCACUUAUCAAUACGAUAUUUCUUUAAAAAAUAAACUCUUUAUAUUAUGAAAACUCUCUUUUGACAACGUUUCCUUUGCUGAUGCGAUCUCGAAUGGCAAAAAAAGUGAAAAGCUUGCCCCAAUUCUGUAUGCUGGACUCAGAAUGCUGAGUUUUAUUUUCAUUUCCCUGCCGAGGACUUUUGUUUGGACUUCUUAGGCGAUACGCUAUUCCCCCCUAGUGUUCCUCGCCACGAAUGAGUGUGAAAAUGAUACCGGAGUGUUGACAGGGAAACUUGAGUGAAGCCACGUCCAGGAGAAAUAGGAGAAAUUUUGUCCUUCAAUGCCCAGAAAAUUGUUUGAUUUAAUUAAUCGUGCCUGAGUGUGUUAAUUUUGCAAAAAAUUGAAUAAGGCGAGUAAUUCAUAUCCGGUUUUGGCUAGCACUUAUGCAUGUAAAAAGAGUGAUUUUAUUGUUAGGUUGAGAGAACCCUUGCAAAGGACAGUUGUUCUAAGGUUUGAGUGGCCAAUUCAACAACCUGAGUGGAAUUCAUCAUCAGUAAGUAAGGAUCAACGUUUACGGUAUUGAAUCCAAGCAAAUGGCCUGGACAGAUGAAUGAAUAAAUUAGAUAAUAGAAUGGUGCGAUUAAUGAGCUUUAUGAACAGGCGACGUGCAAAAAACAACCCAAUUAAUUACUAUGAGCACCCCUUAAGAUCAAAGAGCUCCAAGUAAGCUCAUCAAAUCAACCACAACCGCUGGGAAAACUGAUCGCAAUCAACUAGGAUAAGAUAAUUUAUUUAACGUCAAUUACAAAGGGAGUGGUCUCGCAAUCUCUUGAGCGCGAAGCUCAUGAUAUCAGUGUUCGAUAAGCUAUACAACUAUGGACUACAAAUGCUAAAAACUAAGAGAAAAAAUAAAAUUAAUACACUUAAGAUCUAUAGACUACCUAUAUCUGCAUAAUUAAUUGGUCAAGUCGGAAGGUAAUUGUGUCAUAGCGAGUAAGAGUAUUCAUGAGUAUCAGAAUAUGAAUCUACUUAAGACAAAAACUAGGUACUUUUAAUGUUUAGUAGAAAUUUACUUGAAAGUAGGGGAGGAAAAUUUGGAUAGGAUUAGAUGGUCUGUGCUUUGAUUUUGGCUCAGCUUCCAAGCUCCACUCUACAUUACCUGACCUUAGUUUUGCAAGUAUAAUCAUAUCUAGUAUACAUUGAUUACAACGAGUAAAUAGGAAAGUUUUGAAAUCUUGAUAAAGUAUUACCACCAUUAAGCAUUGAACAAUAAUCCCCGUAGGAUUCUGCAUUGUUUGUAACUCUUACAAAGAAAAUCAAUUACGAUCCGAUUAGGUAUAACCACUUUCAGUUAUUUAUUGUCAAAGGAAAAGGUGAAAGCCGUUUUCUUCGAUGAUUUUGUGAGAAGGAAUCAAAGGUCAUCCCAUGAUUACAACCGGCCCGUCAGAGGACCUUCGAUGAUUAAGGUAGUAGAGUUCAGAUAGUGCUGCACUCUAAAGCAGUCACAGUACAGUGCAUUGUGAGGCAUGAAUAGACACAGGCAGAAUUUUGUGACAUGGAUUAUCCUUUACACUGCACUUCCCCUCCAUGCACCACCCAAUCAAACACUUCAAUGUAUUAUUAACUGUAACAUAAGAGGCCAGUGAAGCGUUUAUCUUGUAAUAUCAUUGGCAACUAUUUCUCUCAAUUGAUAGCACGAUUACAAACUUGGCAAAACCUUUGAUGUAUUUGGUUACAAAUACAAUGCAGUUACACAAAGCACAAAAUCCACUUUAAAGAAAACUCGCACUCAGACAAAUAGACGAAUGAUAUGAUUACACGCCUUGUCCUUGUAAUCUCCUGGAACACAAAAAUCAAUGGAAAGGAGCAAUUAUGUAUUUGCAUCCUUCACAUGACAACCAUUUGACGCUUUAUGUGAAUUUUUGUCGCUUUAUCCACCCAGGUCAACCCCAGCAACAUUGUUUACACUUAUUUGAAAAUUCCAUGUCCCUCUCGGUCGUUUAUCACUUAAACACCCGUUAGAACGAAUAGCAUUUCUUUAUCACCGAGAACAAUGGCUCGUAAAUAAGUUAUGAGUUGUCUUGAACAAAGGAUCACAAAGGAAUAUCAAAGCUUUCGUGUUGGCAACAUCGAGACGCCUUAGGAAAGGAUAUUACCGAAAGCAAAAGGGUAAGAGUAUCUCUUGCGUUUCUGGAAAAAAUUCAAAAACAUCACCAUGCUGUGAAUUAGAUUAACCCACAUUUAACUGGGCUAAGGAGAGUCCCCUAAAGCGUUCCUCAACAGCCUCGCUUGAAGGUUUUAGAACAAAAGUCAACUAAUGUUAUUUUGCCCUAAAAAUCUCGAUUUUUUAUACGAGUAUUGAAUCAUUUUUGUAAUAUCUUCGUUUUAUUAAAAAAAAAAACAGCCCAUGCACGAUUCCCAGAUUCUAUUCGACUACGUUUCACAGACAAUCUUCUAACCACUCAACUUUGGAUUUAAAUUGAAACACAACAAUUAGCAAGAAAAUCACACUAUAUUUCAUUUUUUUUUAAUUUGAGAACAGAAAUCCCAUUUGAAUUACUUGCUCUUUUUCUUCAGAUGGACAAGAGACUGCUGAGUAUCGGGCUACUUCUUGCACUGGUUUUUAUCCUCUCAACAUGGACUUCUGAAGCGAAACAUCACAGUAAGUUAAAUGUUUAAUUUGCAUACGAACCUUUUACAAGUCCAACCCUUGUCUUGAUUAUGCUAAUUUUGCCACAAGACGGGAAAAGCGCUUAAUUUUUGUCGCUUACCAACCUUUUUUUUUUUAACUCCCUUUGGAGUUGAUUCAAUAAGGUUUUUGUUUAGUUUAAGCGAUCAGUUACAGAGCUGAUAAUUCUAAUAGAUGAGCAGAGGCCAUUGAAGUUGGCCACCACCUAGGUAACCAGGCAUUUAAAAAGCUGAAGAACAACAAUUCUCUCAAGUGGUUUAAUAUUUGCUUUUUGGUUAUUCACUGAACCAAAGAUCUGAUCACUGAACCAAAGAUCUGAUCACUGAACCAAAUGAUCUUUUGAUAAGAUACUGACCUAAGGAAGAAAAUAAUUACUUGUGCUGCUCGGACAAUUUUCUGACCCAAGACACUUACAAGUUCAUCCAACAUUAGCAAAGCCAAUUCAAUGUUCCAUCAGACAUUUAAACAUAACUGUGUGGUAAACGCGAUAAUUCUGAUGAUAUAGUUUCGCUCUAACAAUGGCUGAAAAUCAAUAUAGUUACCUUAAGCAAGAAACUAAAUAAACUAAAUGAAUUAUUAAUUUGCGGAUUCUAUAUUUCGUUUAGGUGCUCUAUUGAAAGAGCCUUAAAAACUGUUAUAGCACUUUACGUGUGUUUUGAACAGGCAUUAUUACGCAGUUCUGUAAUGGAAAUUAGAGAAUGUUACCCCAUAAGCAACGAUUAGUUUUCUAGCGAUUCGAACAAUAAAAAUUUAUGCCUCUUUAAAUCAGUUGCUAAAGAAAUUACGAUGACAUACCCAUACCUCAGAUUCAUAAAAAUUCCAAAUGUAUCUGUUUAAAUGUGAUGACAUAUAGCGAAACUGACAUCGUUCUAUAAAAGCUUCCAGCAACUGCUGAGUGCAUUCUAGAAUGUAGUUUACAAUUUGAUUAAAGAAUUUUGAAAAAUAACAAUCCAGACCAAGUUUAGGCCAUGAGGACCUAACUCAAAUAAUAAUAUUAAAGAUUUAAAGGAAAAAUAUUGUAGAAAAUGCAGGCUUCCCUUAUCGACCAUUCUGGUGUUAGAUUGUAGUUUUCUCCCGUAAUUCAAAUGAAAACAAUAAAGAUACAGACUGAAAAUUGUUGUCGAAAAGUGAGGCUUGUCUCUAUCGACCAUUCUCUAUUUAAAUGAUAGUUGUCUCGCAAAAGUUAAGCUUAAUACUCCACUCUGUAUCUUUAAUAGGACAUCACCAUCUUAAAAACAUACUUCGACACAAAAUUCAAAAACACGAAACGGACAAGAAAGUGAAAGCCAAAGCAGAAGAUAAAGCAGAGGAUAAACCAGGUGGUAAUUAUGAAAAAACGCAUACAUCAUGUUACCUUGUUCUUGGAAAAGAUAGAAAAUCUAAUUGACUUCAAUUAUUUUAAUUAUUUUGUAAUAUUGAUUUAUUCAUAAAUCCCGGUAUGUGCUUAAUGUAAAUCAUCAUUAUGUUUUUAUAAUUGGAGGUUUUUUCCAGUAAAUUUUCCUGAAAACUCACUGAUACCCAUUUAUCUUAAGGAGAGAUAAAGAUACUGAGAAAGGAGAGAGUCCUGGUGUCGAAAAAACAAAGAUAGGUCUGACACCAGGACUUAAUUAUCCGCAGUUCAGCGGGCUAAUCAUUGAUUGGGUCAUAACCUUUUCACACCCAAGAGUGACCAGGAAAAAAUCUCUCCUUACAAUAUCUAUACAAUAUCAAGCAGACAAAUUAUGAGAGUUAAGAAAAAUAUCAUUAAGGAGAUUUUUAGUAGAUCCAAUGACAAAUUCUCGGAACUAACAUCAUAAGAAUUGUAUGGCAGACAGUAAGGAGAAUUACUAAUGAGAUCUUGGGAGUAAAAGUGUCUUCCAUCCUAUGAUGGCCAAGCGGUUAUUACACUGAGCAGCAUCAAGGAGUGUGACUGGGUUCCGCCGAACCUUCAGCGAAACCUCACUAUAUGCUAGGAGUGAUCUGUGAUCGACUAGCAUACCAUUCAGGCUUCAUUUAAAUGUUGAAGCUCGCCUAUAUUUUAAGUUUCAAGAAAUACAUGUAUGUAACCAAGCAGCUCAUUCAUGUAUCUAUUUAUAAGAAGAUGCGAGUGGAAGUGGAAUCGAAAAGGAUGGUGCGCCGGAUUCUGAAGAAGAUGAUAAAGGUGUGUAAAUGGGCUACUCGAAAAAAGAAUUGAUUUUUCAGUAACCAGUUUUUUAACUGGUAACUAACAGUAACUAAUUAAGAAAAAUCAACAGAUUUACAUGUUCCUUUUAUUAGUCAUAUGGAUGUAUCAUCAUUUGCUGAAGGGGUCAUAGUCAAGUCCUUUUUUCUGGUCUGUUCUUGAGUAGCUCUGUGGCUUCUAACAAAACAAUGAGGAACAACUGAUUACAUUAAUUUGCUGAAUUUUUUGUUACUUUAUUAUUUAAUUUAACUGUAACAUUGGCAGACGAUGAGGAAACAAGAGAAGAGAACUUGAGAGAUGAAGAAGAUACCAAAGAAAAGGAAGAAGCAGAGAGAAGGUCCAAGAAAAAAUUGCACGAUGAAAGUAAUGUAUCAAAGUUUUCUUUUUAUUCGUUCUUUCCGUGGAAACUAGUUACAUAAGGCUAAGACAACACCAAAAGAUAAAGCCUGAAAAAAAGACAGUAACAACCAGAAGAGCGGGAAAAGGUAACGGAACGUGUCGAAAUUGCUUUACUAAUUUUGCGUCUAGGUGAUUGAGAGUGGCACGAAAAUAAAAAUUGAAAAGUAACAUUUUGAAUCAGGCUUUCUCUUAAGGGUAUUUUGUCUCUUAGCUUCAUUAUCUCUCAAUUUCAAAAUCUCCCAAGGAAUCUCACUUAAUGAAUACUAUGUUAUUUCCAGUCGAAGCCGAUAAAGGAUCUCUCAGGGAACUUCUAGACUCAAGUAUAGGUAUAUUUUUUUCAAUUUAGCUUUCACAUUUUUGCAUCUUUUCGCUAUAAAAAAAAGCCAGUUUGCUGACCCUGUAUCGUUCCUUUACAGAAAACCUUGCCAAGGCAGGAAAAGCGAUUCAGGCUAUCUUGGACGCUACAGGAAAAAACAAAGGUGACCUACACGUUAUUCAGUCGAUGCUUACAAACAUUUCCCCAGCUGGUUUCGUCCAGUCGUAAGAGUACUCUAUCCAUUAGGGUGGCCGAGGCUCGAUUCCCGAGAGUGACGUGGCAUUACUCAUGGGUUAAGUUUUUUGUUGGUUCUCGUCUUUCUCUUCAGAUUCUCCUCUUUCUUCCAUCAACCCAAUUUACAAUAAGAUUUGAUUUAGUCACGCACAGCCACUUGUCGGAUAUCACAUGGCCAAAAUCAUAUUAACAUAUUGACUUAUUCAUUCAUUCAAAAUCGAACUACUUUUGUGGGACAUUACAACUACGUGACGGUUGUUCAUAUUUUUAGAUAUCCCUGAGCCCAAAAUUGUACAAUUCAUUUUCUACCCUUCGCGCUGUUUUUACGAACCUAAGGCUUCUCGUCCUUUCUCAAAAAUCCCAUGUAACCUCUCUUGUGAACUUAAUUGUUUUCUAGUAAGCCAAACUUGUCCUGGAACAUGCCCGGAUGUGUGCGCACCCGGAUGUAUCUCGACCUGUUGCAAUCCAACGGCAAGUCCUAUGGCUCAAACUGCAGCCCAAGCUCCUUACCCUAGUGCUUAUCAACCUGACCCAUACCAAUAUGCCGCAGCUCAACAACAGUACAGCCAGUAUGGUCAGCUACCACAGGCUGCACAAGCAGCACAGGUUCCUCAGGCCCUCCCAGCUCCACAGACACCCCAAUACCCUCAGCAACCAUCAGCACAGCAGUGUCCACAGCAGUGCUCUGUGAUCCCAUGUCCUAGCGCCUGCCCACAAAGCUGCUGCAGUGCACAGCCACAGUACCCUCCGCCGGCUCAACAAGCGAUGAGUGCACCAAAUUUUCUGGUCCUUCCUCCCGCCCCAAAGAAACCAAACAACACCCAGUCGUCCAGCUGUGCUUCACCAUGCUCUCAAUCGUGCGCUCCUUCUUGUCUCCCAAGCUGCUGCUCCCCCUCCAUGGGCAUGCAAAUGGCAAUGCCUUAUCCACAGCAACCACCAAUGAUGCCCCAAAUGCCUCCGAUGCCUCAGAUGCAACAACAAAUGCCACAACAAGCAUGCCCACAAGCGUGCCAACCCGCUGCACCCGGUGGAUGUGCACCGCAGGCUCAAUGCCCGCAGCAGUGUUGCCCAAAAGGGCGCAGAUGAAUUUCUGUUUGACGUCAAUAAUAUCCACUCAUAAAAAGUAAUAAAAUGAAAAAGAAUUGAAUCAUACUUCUAAGAAAGGUAAACCGUUGGAUUUCGGGGUGACGCCUAAGGCGUUCAAAGAAUGUGUAGCUAUAGGAGCACCUGUGUGGAUUUUUGGCUUGUGUUCUUAGGUACGUGAUGUACAAAAAAACUAUUUGCUUUAAGAGUUAUUUCAUCAUUAGAACCCUUUAUGCGAUAUUAGAUUAGUUAGUUUAAGCAUCAAGCGUAUGCAAAAACGGAAAACACCAAAAUUUAUUUCGACAUUGCUCAGUCCCUGGUUCUCCUUAGAUUAAAUUUGUAUCAAAAAUAAUCGAAAAUAUCCAGUUUAUGCAAACCUUUCAAAUUAAGUGUACAAACAGCUGAAAUAAGACUAACAGAAGUUUCAUUUUUUCAUCAUUUGCUGCCUGCCGAAAGAGUCGUCCUUAACCUCUCUCGUGGGCAGAUUAGUCUUCACAUAAUUCCUGGCUAUAGAAAAAGUGCCAGACAUCUAUAGAUAUUGAAUUUAUAUAACCGGUAAAAUGCUAAUUUCUAGACCCGUUUGUGCAAAGAAUGCCGUCAUCACAAUAUAUGAAAAGUUACAAGCAUCCUUACGAGGCCCUCUCCGACAUUCUUAAAGAGUAAGAUCUUGUGAUCGGGUAAUAUAUCAAUUACGUUAUGUGUCUCAUGCGUCUAUUUUUCAUUCUGGUCGUACAUUUUUGUUUUGUAUUUAUUCUCAGAAAUGUGAAAAGGUUUUCGUGGCCUUGUGUCAAUGAAACUACAGCACCGUAAAAAAGGUAUUAAUUUUAGAAAGUCUUCACCAAAUAAAUUGUCAUGAACAUACCAUGACCCCUGUUUAGGGAAAGUAUCACAAUUUCAAUUCUAAACAUGCCAUGUUUUAAUAAACAGUGUUUCAGUCAAAUCCGAGUUGUGUGUUUUUCUCUAGUACAGGUUUCUGACCAAGUGAACCCAAAAGACGGCUCAGGUGAGAAAUUGGCCUCAAAAACACGUUCCACUCUCCUAACCGAUCGCUGAUACAAAACUUAAAACUACUCAAGACUUAGUGACCCGCAUCUUCCCGCGUAUCGGGGAAUUUGCUUUUCCAGUUUGGAUUCUCAUUGGCUCUUUGUAAUAUUUUUAUCUGAACUGGUUUUGGAUUUACCCUACUCAGUAGAAAAUUGCUCUUACUACAUAAGGGAUUUGAUUUACCUGCUGGCAAGGGGAGGGAGGAGGGAAGAGGUAUACACUGUGAGUCCAGCUCAAGUACAUCAUCAGCAUCAUUAUCAUGAUCCUCCACAUGUCUUUUGCCAAAUAUAGCUGACUUUCCAUCCAACAAUAAUGUGUAUCCCAACUGAGGAAAGGAAGUUUAUUGCCUCUCGGGCUCACCUUCCGUCACAUUUUAUACUUUUAACCUUUUACUUCCCAAGAUCUUAUUUUUAAUUCUUUCCUCUAACUGCUAUACAUUUCCUUGUAAAUUAGUUAGGAGAAUUUGGUGUUAGAUCAGGAUAACGACUUCUAUCUGAUUAUAUUGAGUAUUCUCAUCACUCUUUUCUGAAUAAUGUAUGAAUAUUAAAGGAAGAAGUUACAUGUUAAUCAGCACUGGGAGUUAGAGGGUUAAAGAUCCUUUUUUAUACUGUUUUGAAAGUCUACGAAUGAGUCAUAGGAUGGAGCUUUGACAAAGAACACGAAUCGCCCAAAGUACAACAUGCACAUUAAAGUCCAGAGGUGUCCUUCACGAUAAGAUUCGAAUGUCUUAAUAAAAUUUUAAUCCUAUAUGUAGACAUAUAAGACAUCAUGAGGUAACUUGGCGUUGCAGAGCUUAACUGAGAAAAAAUGUUGCACAAUAAGAGCAUCAAAAUAAUGAUGCGUUCAAUCAGAUUUUGCACAUUUAACUCUUUAUAUCCCACAGUUUAAUUAAAUUGUAACGUUUGUCAGUGUUUGGCUUAUCUAGGGGGGAGGUGAUAGAAACGAGCCAACUUAUCAACUUAAGGGUGUUAUUUUAAUAGAAAUCCCACUUCUCUUUACUAAGGUACAGUUUAACGUAAAGAAACUGGAAGGGAGAAUUGCUCUUUUAAUCUUGGGAGAGUGAAGAUUAAACACUCCCAUAUAUGGCUGGCCCAAGAGACAACAUGGUAAUAUAGGUGAGGCGGUAAUCAGUUAUUUCUCAAAUGUGGAAUCAAAUAGAGUUCAUUGUAAUUUUUUUUCCCAUUUUAUUAACUUUAAAGUGAUCGUUAUAAAAUUUUUUUCAACAUAUUUGGCUAGAGAAUAUUCAGGAGGUCAAGAAACGAGAUCAGAUUCUCAUCCAGUCAAUGAUCUUAUCGUCAGAUGACUCACAAGGUCAAUGCGCACGCGUAGUUUACAGAGAGCAGGGCAAGUACCAGCUGAGCGGAAUAAAUAAUUCAACGAAAAAAGGAUUUUUCGGAAAAGGGAUUUUGUUAACAACUCUCCUCUCCUCUUUACUGCUGGACUAAAAGGGGAAAGGUAUGAUGUUUUUAUUCUUAUUUCGUUAUUAUAGAUGUGUAAAUGUGCUGUGUCUCAAUGCAACUUACUCGUGGUACCGCACGAAGCGAUUUAGACAGAGAGCCACACGGUUUAAUGGUCCGUCAUAUAAAUAGUAGUCUUGAAGUCAAUAACAAAACGUUUAAUAACGGAGAUCGCUCGGCAAGACGCCAUGAACAUACGCUGCUCUCUUCAGCCCGACUGUCUAUCAAAGAAAUCUCAUAAACUAGAAACGCCGGAUCAUCAGUUCUACUAAUUUGUACCUUAACUUUGUGCCCACAUGUUAGAAGAAGAAAUUACAAAUCACCUGUUGGCGAUUCUAACUUGAUUUUGUUCCCCUGUGCUCUUGUAAAUCUAAAUCCCUUAUGUCUUAGAAAGUAAAAAUCUAAACACCAGCAUCAGACAUACUGCUUGACCUCAAAUUCAUAGAUUUCGCCACAAUAUUUCCCGGGUUGAUAUUUCACAAAAUCUCCUAAGCGUUCCGAUUGACAACGUACUUUCUUUAUAAGGAGAUUUUGAAAUACGAUCACUCCAGGAAAUAGCCUCAUGAUUAAAACUUAAUGAUAGUCGAUUUAACAAAAAAAAUGCUAUGGCUGGUUCUGAAUGAGUCUUUUUUUUGUCGUAUCUAGAAGGGUGACGAGUAUGAAUAUCAAAUUCACGAGCGCGCUCUUAGCCGCUCUAAUCUGCCUGUCAUUUACCAGCCACCUCGUGCGGGCGAGAAGUUUAAAAGGUAAGUCUUGAUGUUAAAACUCAUGCUGUAAAUUUCCAUAGUAACAGAGGGAGCACUAUGGUUCUCUUCAUAUCAGUAAAGGAACCAGAUGUAUGCUGCACGAUAUAUUCGAUAUGUAUUUGAAGAUUAAAUUUGGUCUCGCCACCCGUAGAGCACGACACAGACUGAGAACUUGGAAGAAUAUGGCCUCAUUCAGUUCGUUUAAGUAAAACAUUCAUUUUUGAGCGAUUUUUUUAAAUUAUCUAUUGCAAAGCAAAUUCAACUGAAUGAAAAUGUUAGAUUUGUUAGGUAACAUAUGUACUAAGUCGCAAUCUUAUGUUUAUCUCUUCUUAGAUUUAGCAAGUAUUUCCAAAGGUAAGACUCUUCGAUCAUUUACCGCUCGAAUCUCAGCGUUUGUUUCUGGACGCAAGGAAGGUGAAAGGAUGUUUUGACAAUUCAGUGUUAUUUGACAUGAAAGACAGAAUAAAAAUGUACAUUUUUUCCUUUCUGUAAGAGGAAGGUAUCGAUAACGAGGCUCAAGACGACGGUGACGAGGCUACAGACACAGCUGUGGAUGAAGUGGAUGCGGACAGCUUAGACUCAGGUAUGAUAGUGGAAAUAUAGACUGCCUACUGAGUAAAUACACAAUAUGUCAAUGUACACUUUAAUGGUGUCAUUUCUACAGUGGAAAAUCUGCCCGUGCUAUACAUUGGAAUAAUUGUAAUCAUUUGUUCAGCUGAGCUACUGCGCAUCGCAUGCGCCCUAGCGGAGCCUCAUAUCUGAAGAAAAAGCCGCUAACUCUUGGCCAAGAAAAUCUAUUUGCCACAUGACCAGAGAUCCGUGCUGGCAAAUGCAGAACUGUUUUUCUUUCAGUCCAAAGCUUAAUUAUAAACACAAACCUUUUGACAAAAAUCUGAAAAUUUUGCUGUUAUAAAGCUUGGCUAAUCGGAUCAAUUCAGUAUCAGUAUCUGGGCAACUGCCCACCUACCCCCUCCCCUAACCCCACAUUAACCUUAACUUGUUGUCAAUUAUCUGUUGUUGAGUUAGGGGAGGGGUAGGUGGGCAGUUGCCCAGAUACUGAUAUUGAUCCGGCUAAUCUUAUAUCUUACUUUUAGAUGACAAUGAAUCAGCAAUAAAAAGAGGCCACUUAACUGACGAGUAUGAUUACUCAGGUGAGAGGGCUUGAUGAGCUUGUCAUUUAUUGAAAAAUAUUCCUAUCACGUCAAAUACUGAGUGAAACAGAAAACCAACAUCUUAACAAAGUACAUUAAUGGCUACUCGGGGAACAUUUGUAUGAGAUCAGUAAGUUCAAAAAGUAAGAUCUCCUCCAAUAAAGAUGAAAAUCACAUCCACGUUCUCAUUUUAAGGUGGAGGGAGGUUUUUUGAAAGAAAGUAUUAUGUUUAGUUUCAUACCAUUUCUUUUUUAAUCACAAUGAAAUGUCAGAUGUCAACUGAUAAACAAACCAAAUGUAGAUGAACAAACAGGCAAUUGAUGCAUGCAUCGAAAAUAAUCAAGAAAGGGUUUAUUAAACAAUUGCGGAUGGGAAAAACGAAGAAGUAGAAAAGAAAACUUGCGAACAAAGGAAUUUUGAGAAAAACUGAAAUCACUUCUUGUUUCGGUGUUGCCGUCUUUAAACUUCUUUGGUUGACCUUUUGCCGAUUUAUGUGGUCUUUCCGCUGUGGUGAAACAAACAUAUGUCAGUCAAUGGUAACCUAGGUUUUACUAUACGAUCAUGAAUUGUGCAACUUUCUCCUGGACAUACAUUGCAAGAAAAAGAACAUCACGAAAGAGAAGUGUUGCCUUAUAUCCCACCCACUCCUAAUCAACGUAUGAAGGAAACACUUUCCUAUGAAUGAACUUCUCGGAUGUUACCAAAAUAAAAACAUUCUUUUAGCUAGCCUUUCAGAAAUUUUUGGAUAAAAAAUGAAAUACUUUGAUCAACUCCAGUUUAGUUAGAUGUAUAACCCUAAAAUGAUAGUCGUUGUCCGAUAUCGGGUGGUUAUGUUUCUUUAGUGAUGCUCUCACCACUAAAUUAAUUGUACCAUUACCAACCCUUGGGGUUUUAUCCAUGAACUCAUUGCUUCACUACAUUUAUUCACAAUCAAGUUGGGGACGCACAUUUUAAGGUAUAUUUGGUAUACUUACUUAACAAAUGCUAACUGGGGAUAUCACCAUCACUGAAUGUCACCUACAGAUAACACUUAAAGAGGGCUCGCAAAGGAAUUUUAUGGGGCAGCUUGUGGGUUUGCUUGCUGUUUCGAUUAUUAGUCGGAUAGGGACUACUUGUAAAAAAGGAUUUGUCUUCACCUUCAAAAAAAUACCAUUAGGUUGUAGUACGUUUAGACUAAUAAUCUAAUAGCUACCAGAACUCCAUAAAUGCUUACCAUACCAAUGGCACCAAAACGAUGAAGACCAUCAUAGGAUCAUCACAUGACACCGUCACCUGAGUUCCCACCGCGUUUUAGAGAGACAAAACAUCGGUCACACCGACAUAUGGCUUUGCGGGUUUGUAACCCUUUUUCUCUCUCUUACUUGCUACUAUUUCUUUCUUAUUUUCUCUUUGCGUUCGAACAUAAACAGAAAUGAAACAUAGAUUCUCAGAAAAUGCACAUUCUGCGAAAGCUUUCGUUGGUUUCUUUGACUCAGUUUGGUUUGGGUAAAUAUUAUUUCUAGAAAUAGGAUAAUGUGGACAUCGAUCAAUCUUUUACAUAAAUAUCAGCUUAGAAGGGAGGUAGAAACCAUUCGUUUGUGCUAUUCUUGCCAAAAAAGCUAACUGAUAACAGCCUAAUAUUUUACCCAGACCCUGAUGUGUGACUUCUCCGCUUGGCUGCAAGAAGUGUGGGUACGAAACUAAUUAUGAGCAUUUAUACAUGGAUGAUCUCGCUCUUUUCUUGUUAUAUUCUACCUGGUCACUGUGAAAAUCAAAAUAAUUCCAGAAUUGAUAUUGAAAUAAACUACGUUGCUAAAUUCCUAACGCUUGCUAAUCUGCUUAACUAAGUUGAAAGUAACCACCAUUACUAAUUUCGUAAAACGCCACCACUAAGUCAAUAUCAUUAGAGCACAGACGUCUAAGCAUAAAAUUUAGCAGCAAACGCCGCAAUCUAUCUUCAAUAGGAAAGACUGAACAAAUCUCUCGGUUUCAAAAAAUGAUCAGACAUUAGAAUACAAGCUUUUAGGCUAUCAAGAUUUUAUUCAAAUUAAAAAACCAAACGUCUUAAUAAACUUUUCUUUGCCUCUCCAUGCCUUUCUAAACUUUCUUAUUCCAGGUUUUCAAACUUUUUCCCCGAAGCCAUAUGUAGUGUGUUUUGUCAUAAGACCAAGACGAGUCAUUCCCAUCAAAAAGCGUCCAGCACACCCAACAAAAUCGCCAACAGGUACACCAAUGCACACCUAACAUGCAUACUCAUUUUUUAUGGUGGUGACGGCAGAGGUAUAUGGGGUAAGCUUUAGAAUAACUUUGUUGCUGGUGAAGGACAAAUCCUUUUUUAUUAGAUACUGCUUUCACCUUGCUAUUUGGGGGCAGGCACUCGGAGAGGGAAGAGUAUUUGCAGAAACUACCGUAAAUAAAUUUCGUCCACUUUUCCCCGAGUGUCAUGAAGCUGAGUCGCCCGACAUGACUCGAUACCUAAAUCUAUGCGCCCGGCCUGCAAAAUAUGCAGAAUGGACUGGGCAAAGCACUGCAUUCAAUUUUUAAACCACAAAUUAUCCUCUUCUCGAUAAAGAUGGAAAAACCUGGAGGCAAAGUGCAAUCAACAUUGCAAUGUAACAAAUCUACUUAAUCUAAACUAAGGUCAGCUUUAAUUCUGUAUCUAAGAGCAGAAAUCUAAAUUAGAAUAACCGCCUUGAAAAAAGCCUGCCUCAAAGUGAACUCCUAAAACGGCAGUGAAAUUGACACAGAUCAUUUGAUUGGCAGAUGAAUCUGCAGAAUCCGGAAGUGCUGCGGCAGAAAGCGGAAGUGGAGGUGAAGAGGAAGCAGCCCCUGCGAGUAAGACAUAUGUUAUAUAAGGUCGUCUCACUUGUUGAAUUAUUACGUGUUAUUCGAUACCAUUUCGGAUUCACAUAGUGAUGAUGUAGGGCGACCCUCUCCCAUAUGAUCUUGUGAUGGGAUGUUUUGAUGGAGUUUCCAUCUAGCUUUGAAUUUUUGCAAAAUUUUAAAAAGAAACUGUUUGUCCACUAAAAAAGUUAUUACUUCAACUCUUGAAGUUCUUUAAAAUGCACAAAUCUAACUUAAUUGCUUUCUCCUUGAUAUACAGCUGAACCGAUGUGUCCUCCACCAUGCAUCCGUCCUCCUGGCCCAGAGCACUGGGUACCGCGACCCCGCUACGAACCCGGCCCAGCCAUUCCUCCCCCGCCACUUGAACCACCCCCACCCCCUCCUCCCUGCCCACCGACAUGCAUGCAAGUGUGCGCUCCUACCUGUGACCCAAGCUGCUGUGGAACACCCGUAGCCUUACCUCCACCCCCACCGAUGCCAGCUUGCCAACCAUCCUGCGCACCAACUUGUUGCCCAAUUCCACCCCCACCACCUCCUCCACCACCGCCACCACCACCACCUCCACCUCCACCACCAAUGAUUUGUCCUCCAACAUGCCAGCCCAGCACCUGUGCCCCAGCCUGCCCUCCAAUAUGCUGCAAGAGAGGAGACUAAUCUCCAGUCGAGUUACCUUCAACCAAACUAGAAAUUCGCGAUCAUGAUGGUACAUGCGAUAGUGAAACGCAACUUGACUUUCUCGUUUUUCUGUCAAGAAUAUGGUAUUUCUGUACAUACAAUGACGUUUUAAGGUCUUUUGCUUUUUAUCUGAGAGCAUAUUGUGACAAAUUUAUGUUUUAAGUAUCGUUACUGGUUCAAUAAAGUAUUCAAGUUUAUGUGAUUGUCUGGCCAUUUGUGUCAAUGUAUUAAUCCAUGUUUAAAUUGCGUAAAGACUCCAGAAAAGUAUUUUCCCUCAAGAAUCCUGAAUUUUCCUUUUCCAUAAUUAGGCUUAAAACACUUUGCUAUGACCACUCCGUCUUUUCCAACUUGGUCUUUCAACCAACGCGAGUUGUUUUGAAACAGGAGUCAUUACCCUAUACAUUUGAAGUAAUGCCCUGUAAAGCUAAUUCUGCAGUAACCAAAAUGUAAGGGAAAAAAUACAUCAGAACACGAAUGUAGCCACGAAUGCCUUUAGCAAGUUUCUUGGAAAACAAUCUUCAACAAAAACAAACAAGGCCACCUUCCAAUUAUUUUUAUUUCUUCUGAACGCAUUCCUUUGUUUUAGAUUUACGGAGGUCAUUAAUUAAGCUUGCUUCUCCUUUGGUUUUGGAAUAUUCUCAAGAUGAAAGUACCUGUAUAAAAAGAACGCAGUUUGCAAUUGGAGGACUACUAAAUUUUGUCAUUCUUGUUCACUGUCUUUAUUUUAGAACUAAAGUAUAUAUUUCCUGAUUCUAGCUGAGCAUUAAUAAGCCAAUUUGAUAUAAUUCAUAGUUUUCACUGAUGAAGAUAUGUACCUUGACUGAUAAGAACAGAUAAACACGCUAAGUAAAAGCAAUUUUUCAAAUCAUUGCAGGAAGGUUAUUAGAGUUUGGCGAUUCCCUAUAGCUGCUAAAACUAAGCGUAUACACAAUCUGGGUUGUUCAACAGUUCCUCCCCAUCCAGGGGAUGGGGACCUAAACUCUUCUCCAGGAAUCAGCGGUUUGAAAAUCCAAGAUGACAGCGAAGUAACUGAGUGAAAAUUAUAUCUGCUGAGGGUUAGUUUGAUGCGCAAAACGUUUUUUUUUUCCGCAAUGUAGCGGGCCAGACUUACGGAAACUUUUGAUUUGAAACUGUAUUUGGAAAACUGUCGACUGUCCUAACUGGAACGUAUUGACAACUAAAAGUAAGAUUGGAUGUUUCAAAGGAGAGGAGAAGAAAUCUUUUAAAACGAACUUUUCACUACAUCAUGUAUCACAUGGCUUUUCUUUCCUUUCAAAUAAAUCGAUGUACUUUCCUUUAGUGAUUCAAUGGAUUUUUUCUCAAAACCUUUUCGGUCAGAACUACCGGCUGGUUCGAGAUUUGACGAAUGAAUUUUUAAUGUUCAAAGGCAAACCACCCGUAAGUUUCAGCUCAGAUUGUGUCCGGUGCACAAAUGCCAAACAAACUACAGCAGCGAAUCUAAGGAUGAUGUAAUGCACUCGAUUCAAGGUUACUCAGCCGUGACAGAUAUUUUUAUCUUUUAUUUUCUUGUCAAGAAUUAAAAGAAUAAUACAGCUGGUAAGUAUUUCGGAGUUUUUUUCCCGUUAUUUUGAUUUCUAGAGAAAGAUUCUGGCUUAUUGAAACGUGUCGACACUUUUUUGUGAUUCACCUUCCAAUGAGGUGGUCAAGAUUUCUUUUGGUACCUGUCGAUUUGUCGAUUUCACGCCUGUAUGGUCCAAAUUUUACUUCUUCGCUUCAGAUGUUCUGUUCUUAACAAGAUGACCAGGUUGUGGCUUGCUUCAGCGACUUUGCUUUGCUUCGCGGUCACGGUCCUGAAGUGUGAAGAACUAAACAGUUACGAAUCAGGUAUGUGUAACAAGCUACUUAUCAACCGUGAAUAUAACAGUUAUUUUAAGUGUGUUUCUCGAGGCCAUGCCGGAAGAAAUCCUUUAAGCCCCGGGCCUAAAUAAAACUAUCGAAGUCGGUCAACAAUUUUUAUUAGCUUAUAUUGUAUAGACACUAGGACUGACUAGGACAAAUUUUAUACCAGCAAAGGCAGACUUAGUGGACAGAUCAACACUACUGAGAGAAAGUGAAGAACUGAAUUGGUAAAAAUUUGGAAUUUCAGAUGGUCAAUGUUUAGAGGCGAAAGGAAAAUUAAAUAAGAGGAAACUUUCCCAAGAACAGCUGCUUCUUAACAAGCUUUCAAUUGGUAUUUAGAUCAGAUCUAGAAGAUCACUGAGGUCAAUUAGAGGUCAAUGUUGUAAAACAAAUCAAAUGAUUUUCUUCGUAAUGAACGCCGGCAAUCUCACUUAAAAUCAAACAGGUCUAUUGUGUGAGUUAGCUCAAAUGAGAAUUUUAAGUAAAGGAUUAACUUUGCAACUUCCUCUUAAUGCAGAAAGGCUAUUUGUAAAAACAAAUUGAUAAUAACAUAAAACAAAUGGGCAGAAAAAAACCUUUUUCUCUAAGGAUGUCUUACUGCUCUAAAAUGAGUUGCCAAAGAUGGUUGCCAACGAGUUGAUAUAAAUGAUAAAACAACAACUGUAAUAGGAUACAUUGGCAACUUUUUGGGAUCAGUCUUACAACGGAAACAUUGCUGCGUGAAAAAAUGUUAUGCGAUACUGUAACUACAUCUAAGAUAGACAGCGAGAAUUUUGUCUUUCAGCGUUCGCAACUGGGAACGUAAGCUUCCUAUCCGAUUUACAAAAGGCAUAUUUGUGUAUUGUAAUAACUGCUAAGUCACCAGUGUUCCCAUUGUUCCCAGGGCUUCUCAUUACUCGACUCGUUUGCGAGGAAAGUUUCAUACAUGGGGACGAGGUUGAGUCCUAUUGGUUUUAUAGUUGUUAUUAGAUUAUCCCAACAGAGUUCAUAAAAAAGCGCUCAAUAUGUGAUUGUGCGAAGGUCCAAAAAACACCAAAGAUAUUUUGAUAUAACCGAUCCUUGCGGACUGGGGACGAACCAAGGGGAGUUACUUUUUUUAUUCAAGGAUUACAACAUUUGAAGGCAGAAUUGAUCACUUUUUUAUUCCAUUUUGUUCUUGAAACUAGUUUCAAACAAAGCUAAAUAAAAUUUGCAACCCAACGUUAGACCAAUAUUUUCGUACUUCAGACCCCACGAAGCUUUCCUUUAGUAAGUUGUUAUUAACUUCACCUUUCUUCAAGCCCCUGUCUCUGAGCUUUGGAAAUUAGUAAGCUCCCCACGAGUUUAUUGGGGCGUUUAUAACAUGAGUUCUCUAUCCAAAAUUUUGAAUGUGCAUUAUUUUUUUCAGGCAGACCAGACAGAAGCGUACCAGCCGUGCAACAAAUCUCUCGUCUGGAUGAUCUCCGGAGUCAAAUCGCAAAGCCCAACAAGGGACAAGAAAAAAAGGGUAAAAAUAAUAAAGUUAAUGAUCACAGUGAUGAUGACAAAAAGGCAGACAAUAAACAAGAAGUUAAAAUCGAUAAUAAGAAGGAAGACAAAAAUGAAGCAAAAGAAGUUAUCAGAGAAGAUAAACUGAAGAAUAAACAAGAGAAGCAAGAUGACAAACAAGGAGAAAAAAAUGAGGACAAAAGUGAUAAAAAAGAUGAUGAAAGCAAAGACAAAUCAGAGAAAAGCGAUGACAAAAAAGAAGAACAUGCAGAAGACACAGAAGAAAAAAACAAUAAGCAAAAGGACAAAGACAGCAGCCCUGAUGAACGGAAGAAAGACGAGAAAAAGAAAGACAGUAAACAAUCCGGUAAAAGCUGAAUUGUCUUGGUCGCUGCUCAUCUCUCUCUGCCAAAACUCUGAUAAAAACUAACAAGUCGAAUUCUAAAGUAAACUAACAUUCCUAAUAACCAUUGUUCUAACGAAAAACUAACCAGACGCUAAUUCUAACUAAAACUAACCCCUUUGACGUCUGUGUUAUUUUUCAGGCUUUACUGACAUUGAUAAGUGUGAAAAUUAACUGCGUUAAUUGUUUUUUCUAGCUGGCAUACCCAAGAAAGACAAGGCCAAACCGAGCCUUAAAAAGCAACAGGAUAAAGCAGCGACCACUCCAGUUAAAAAGCCCGCACCAGUGGCAAGACCCCCCCUGCCCCCUCGUCCCGCCUAUCCACAACCACGAUACCAACCUUAUCAGCAGUCUUACAACGCGUUUCAGUCCCCUAUGUCUCCUAUGUCUGCCAUGGGCGGAGCAUGUUUAGCGCAAUGCUGGAAGAAAUGCACACCUAUCUGUAUUCAACACAGGUGUUGCUUACCUGGGAUGAACAAUUAUCCAAUGCCUGUUCCUCCACCCCCCGCUAUUUAUCGUCCUCCCCCACCCAUGAUGAUGUAUCCUCCACCUCCCCCUAUGCCUUCAGUCUACUCUCAAAUGACCUGCCAGCCCUCUUGCGCUCCAGCUUGCUGCAUGCCACCAAUACCAGCUCCUCCUCCACCGCCGCCGCCGCCACCCCCUCCUCCACCGCCGCCGCCGCCACCCCCUCCUCCACCUCCACCACCACCUCCUCCGCCAAGACCCGUCUUACCCCGUCCCAAUCCAUCAUGUAAUCCAGCAUGCGCUCCUCAAUGCUGCAUGCCGGUAUCAUACCCAGCACCCUAUCCUGCACCGAUGCCUUACCCCGCUCCUUCGCCCCCUGUAAUCGCAAUGGGAUCCCCGGUUCAAAGCGGAUGUUCAUAUCCUAGUUAUCCUGGAUAUCCCUGUGUAAGCAGUCCUGGAACGGUAGCACCCGUAGUGACCCCGAAACCUGCCACUCCAAAGAAACUAUGUAAGCCGAUCUGUCUCAAGUUCUGUCUGACAGUCUGCCCUCAGGAUUGCUGCAGUGCUAAGGUGACAGGUGUGCAAGUUGUUAAACCGUCAACUUCUGUUACUGCGGUAGCCACACCAUCCACUUCUUCAUGCCCAGCAAGUUGUGCUCAAAUAUGUGCAACUCCGUGUCCUCAGGUGCGUCCAAAACGCUUCUAGUGCUGUAAAUUUUUUUCUUUGUAAGACCACCAGUUUGAUUCAAGUAAUUAGCAAGGAACUGCAUAGCAGCUUUAAGAGGAAGUUACAGAUAAUCAGAUUUCACAAGUCAUACGGUUAAAACCGCACGAGGGAAAAAUUAACAAAGAUACACUUUUUGUAAACAGAGCUGUUGCUUACCCACAAGCAAACCCGCUAGCACAGCAGCACCAGGCUCCACUAAGCCAGCUUCUUCAGCAGUAACAGGUAUGGUAAUCGUAUAACACUCACAGGCAAUUGCUGUGAGAGUAUAAGUACUGCCAUUAGAAAUCAUAAUCCGUCAUGCAUCUAUGCGUCACACAAACUGUUCCACAUAGAAGGAUAGCAUACAAAAUUCUGAACAUCAAAUAGGACUACGAAAGAUGGGAAAUUUAUACAGCUGAGAGUUGCAACCGAUUUCCAACCAUUUUAGCCCCACAGGCUGCCAUAAUCUACGGUUUUGGAAAAAUUAGUAUCUAGCUGUUACCAAGGGAACGGGUACUUAGAUUAGUUUAUGUUCUGCUACAGAGUAGAGGACAGACGCCGAACUUAAAAUUCAGAUAGGCUCGCCAAAAUUAGGGUGUAAUGAAGGGAUUCAAAAGCUAAAUAAGAUCUUGAUGAACUAAGAAGAGAAUGAUUUCAAGUUUCUCGUCCUAUUUUCCAAGUAGAGGGUUUUUUUUAUAUAACGUACCAAACCAACGUUAGCGAAGGGCUAGUCAGAACGAAGAAAAGUACCUAGAUAUCAGAGGAACCGAAUAAGUGCUUAUUCUGAGAAAACUUUAUGUACCGAUAAACAGCCACAUGUGAGCAACUCAAGAUUAGUUUUUUGUUUUAAAUCUGAGGGUUCGAGAGGGUAGCGCGAGUGAAUAACUCGACAUUGGUUUAGCGUGGUCUGUACUGUUAUUAACAACGACAUUCAUCAUCACAGUGUCAUGUCAUCACAAAAAAAUGUUGUGGUGUCACGAGGAGCAGCCGAGUCAGUCCACAAUAAAUUUUGACCUUUGUGAUGACGAAUAUCGUUAUAGAUGAGCACAGACCAUGCCGUACCAUUGUCAAUUUGUUUGUGUAUUUUUUUUUUACCACAAUAACGUCAAAUAAGACGAUUCUUUCAGUGCGUGACCAUUGCGUGACACGUUGACACGACAGCGUUGCCUGUACUCUUGCCGAAAACGGCAAAUUGGCCAAUCAGAUUACGACAUUACUGCCUAUUGUGGUAAAACUUUUUACCAACACCGGGAUAAAAACUGUUUUUAAACGUUGUCACUCUUUAGCCCGGCCAACAGCUACCCCAACGUCAAAGAAACCAAAGCCUGUUUCGUGCGUGGCGCCGGCCUGCUCUCCUCAGACGUGCCUGCCAUCGUGUCCCAAACCAUGCUGUACUAAGAAACGCUUUCAUGAUAUGGAACUAGUUGCGGGAUGCCCUCGUGUUUGCUUUUCGAGUUGUGAACAAGUAUGUCCCAGGCGCUGCUGUGGUCCUCACCCACCAAUUAAAGCUACAAUCAACCACAGACCUAAAAUCAAUGACAUCCCCCAGUCCCCAAGAUGCCCGAAGAUAUGUGCUGAUGUAUGCGCUCUAGAGUGUCCCCACAGGUGCUGUGGCCCUGGCUCCAUGAAGAGGGCGUUUAUUUCAAGACCGUUCCCUCGUUUGGCUUACAUGAAAAAUCAGUAUGCAUUUAAUCAGAAAAGACACCAAGUACCGGUGUCGCGAUUCAAUAAUCCACGACGAUUUGGACUGAAGAAGAAACGAAACACCAUUCACUAACAGACAUUGAGUGCUGGCUUGUCUAUAAUAAGCCUCGAUGGUUAUGCUCGACGAUGGCUUUGGCUGAGAGAACAAAGAUCUAGAGAAAGAGAAAGGUUCCUGGAAAGGAGAGGUGCAAAGUUGACUGAAAAGAUCGUAGAGGUCUUGUACAAUGACUUUAUAAGCGGAUACAACCCUGUCUACUGAGACUGGUUUCUAGGGAUAAGACAUAUCUGGGGAUACAGCAUGUUGACAAUUUCCUAUUGCAAUUUUGAAUUAUAGCAUUAUUACAUAUUAGAAUUAUUUAACACUAGCCAUACAUAUAUUGCACUAUAAAGCGUUACCAAAGGAUAUAGGCUUUAUCAUGUACAUAUCGCUUUAUAUAUUAUUACUUCUGCACAUAACAUGCCAUGCAUAUAUUCCACCAAUAUUUACAUGUUUUUUCGUGUACAUACUAAAUACUACUUUAAGUACUAUCGUUGGUUUGCAGCAAACUGUAAUUAAACCUUUACCCAGUGAGUCUGGCUUCUUCCAGUCUGGUUUCUGGUUCAGAAACAGUUAGAACUGACGAGCAACUUGAGGAAAACAAAUAAAAUCACACUUUUCCGUAGACGUAGCUAUGCUUCACAGACUGUAAAUUAAUGCACAGAGAUAAUCAGAUAAUAAACAUG
This is a messenger RNA of Pocillopora meandrina, 35888 nucleotides long. Lineage: Eukaryota; Metazoa; Cnidaria; Anthozoa; Scleractinia; Pocilloporidae. The record is from the annotation of a GenBank genome assembly.